Molecule: messenger RNA, 7642 nt
Organism: Epinephelus lanceolatus (giant grouper)
Lineage: Eukaryota; Metazoa; Chordata; Actinopteri; Perciformes; Serranidae
Source: RefSeq, a predicted model, not a curated record
UUAAUACAACGGCAAAAUAAUAACACAAAAUAAAUGAAUAAAAUAAAUUAUUAAAACAAAUACAAAAAUUACAAAUAAACUAACAAUUUAUGUCACAUCUUAUCAGCUUCCUAAAUAAAUAAACAUAUAAACAAAUAAAUAAAUAAACAAACAGCUCCUGCAGGACGGGGUGUCAUAGCGCAGCUCUGCCGGGAGGUGUCGCCAUUCUGCGGCUUCCCUUCACUGCAACCUCUACGGCGUCUGCCAAGGGACAUUUUAUGAUUUACUUUGACAAAUACUGAUGUUUGUGGUGUUUUAUUGACAGAGACAGACUUGUAAACAACCAGCGGAGUGUUUUACACAUUUAAAUGUCCUGAGGAUUAAACGCUGAGUCGUUUAAAGCCGCGCAGAGACGCUCCGUCACCGCCGGGCUGCGAUGAGAAGUAACGGGAGUUAGUGGCCGGAGGCAGCGUCGCCACUUCGGACUUUUUGUCUCGGAACCACUGAGUCCAUCCGGUGAGUGAAUCUGUGACCGGUCACCGGACCGAUAAGGCGUUAACGACCCCAUUAGAGGCAGGUGAGUGACGGGGGAGAUAGCGGAGCUGCUGCGGGGCCGCUAACUUCACUUAGCUCGCUAUGCUAACGCUAGCUCGGCUGUAUUUAGGUUAGAGCUAGCUAGCAGCGAGCUAACGUUGCUAACAGGAGAAGCUAACAUAAACUGUUUGGACAUUUACCGUCAGCCUGAAUAAGCGUGUUUAAGUCGCUUACCGGCCGGUUAGCUCGCUGUAAAGUCGCGGUAACGUCUUUAACGCGGAGCUGGUGUGUUUGCGUUCAUUAUACGUCACGGACAAAACCGUUAACUCUUCGUUAAAGUGCGCUACUUUGGCAAACUUCGCCUUUUUGUGAUUCAUUUGUGCUCCAGGAGAAUGAGGUCCAGAGCAGCCCUCCACCGCAGGACGUCUCGGAGCUCAUCACGGCUCAGUCACCACCGUUAGCCGCCUCUGAACGGGUCGUAACCGGGGUAACAACCGGGGUGUAACCGGGGCCGAGUCUCCUGCAGCAGGACGAGUGCACACACACCGUGAGGAGGAGUGAAGGCCAGUGUCUGUGUGCAGUCUGAGUCUCAUGGAGGAGGAGGUGACGGUGAGCAUGGAGUACCUGCUGGAGCAGGUGAUGCACAAGGACCUGGGCAAGAGGCUCCAGGUGGGCCCCGAGGUCAUGGAGCUGAUCCUGGACGAGGAGAGGACCCCCGACAUGGAGCAGGAGCAGGGCAUGCUGGACAGGAUGGUGGACGCAGUGGCCAGCUCCUGGGUCAACUCCAGCAACUUCAAGGUGGUGCUGCUGGGGAUGGACAUCCUGUCAGCUCUGGUCAGCAGGCUGCAGGAGAGGUUCAGGACGCAGGUGGGAACAGUGCUGCCCAGCCUCAUCGACCGCUUAGGAGACGCCAAGGACCAAGUCCGGGACCAGGACCAGGCUCUGCUGCUGAAGAUCAUGGACCAGGCGGCCAACCCACAGUACGUGUGGGAGCGCAUGAUGGGAGGCUUCAAACACAAGAACAACAGGACCAGAGAAGGACUGUGCCUCUGUCUCAUCUCAACUCUCAACGUGUUUGGAUCUCAGAGUCUGACGCUCAGUAAAAUCGUCCCUCACAUCUGUAACCUCCUGGGAGACCCCACAAGUCAGGUGCGUGACGGAGCCAUGAACUGCCUCGUGGAGAUCUACCGCCACGUCGGGGAGCGAGUGAGGAUGGACCUGGGAAAGAAGGGUCUGCCUCAGUCACGGCUGAACGUCAUCUUCAGUAAGUUUGAUGAAGUCCAGAGGUCGGGGAACAUGGUGCUGUCACCUGUGUCAGAUAAAAACUUCGAGGACGAUGACUCGGGGGACGGCGGCCGCUCCUCGUCCUCGUCCAAAGGAGCCUCGCUGUCUGGGAAGAAGACGGUGAGCAUGGGAUCGUUUCGACGCCCCGCCUCCAGCAGCAAGUCUGCAGGGAGGGACGGGUCUGGCGCAGGAGCUGUGGACGAGGAGGACUUCAUCCAGGCCUUUGAGGACGUCCCCACAGUGCAGAUCUACUCCAACAGGGAGGUAGAGGAGGCCAUGACGAAGAUUCGAGACGUGCUGUCAGACGAUAAGAGGGACUGGGAGCUCAGAGUGGCCGCGCUGAAGAAGGUGCGUUCGCUGCUCCUGGCCGGCGCCGCAGAGUUUGACGGGUUUCCUCAGCAGCUGCGUCUGAUGGAGGCGGCGUUCAAGCUGUCGGCCAAGGACCUGCGCUCUCAGGUGGUGAGAGAGGCCUGCAUCACUCUGGGACACCUGUCGUCGGUGCUCGGCAGUAAGUUCGACCACUCUGCGGAGGCCACCAUGCCCAUCCUCCUCAACCUGGUCCCCAACAGUGCCAAAGUCAUGGCCACCUCCGGCGUGGCCGCCAUCCGCCUCAUCCUCAGACACACACACUUCCCCCGUCUCAUCCCCAUCAUCACCAGCAACUGCACCUCCAAAUCUGUGGCCGUCAGAAGGCGCUGCUUCGAGUUCUUGGACCUGCUGCUGCAGGAGUGGCACACCAGCUCUCUGGAGAGACACGGGACAGUUGUCAUGGAGACGAUAAAGAAAGGGAUCCAUGAUGCAGACGCCGAGGCUCGCUCUGUGGCCAGGAAGUGCUACUGGAGCUUCCAUGGUCACUUCAGGCGGGAGGCGGAGCAGCUGUUCCAGGGCCUGGAGUCGUCCUAUCAGAAGGCUCUGCAAGCUCACCUGAGGAGCGGGGACAGCCUGAUGUCACUGCCGGCCUCAGACCGCUCCUCCUCUUCCUCCCAGGAGAGCCUCAACCGCCCGCUGUCCGUCAAGAACACCUUUGGAGGCGGGACUACAAGAUCCAAACCGGCCCACACCAGGACUCCUGCUGCAGCCUCCUCUCCAGGCUCCCUCCAGCGCUCUCGCAGCGACGUGGACGUCAACGCGGCGGCCACCGCUACAGCCCGCACCAGGAUGCCUGCCGUGCCCUCUGCAGUGUCGGCGGCUUCACCCUUCAGUUCGGCCUCGGCGCUCCCUCCUGGAUCCUACGCUUCACUGGACGGCUCGUGGUCUGUUAAUGCAGACGGUCGAGUCCGAACCAGGAGGACGAGCGCAGGGAACGGCCCGACUGUGACGGACAGCCGAGGGAGGAGUCGAGGGAAGGUCGUCUCGCAGUCUCAGCCCGGCAGCAGGUCAGGUUCUCCCGGCCGACUGCUGAGCUCCACCUAUGGCAGGAUCCCCAGGCCGACCAUGGGCACCGCCGCCGCCACCGCCGCCAGCAGCACCUCCGCCAACCUGAGCGACAAGGGCCGACCCCGAGGUCACCGCAGCCAGGGCUGCAGCCGGGAGACCAGCCCCACCAGAUCAGGCUCAGCCCGGAGCCGGAUCCCCCGGCCGAGCAUGAGUCAGGGCUGCAGCCGCGAAACCAGUCGCGAGAGCAGCCGCGACACCAGCCCCGCCAGGGGUUUCUCCCCCCUGGCCACUCGACGUCACUCCCGGUCAACCAGCGCCCUGUCCUCUGCAGAGUGCUACUCAGACCGGCUGUCCCAUCAGGCUCGGAUCUCGGCCUCCGUCAACGCCAUGAGAAUCCUCAACACUGGCACCGACGUCGAGGCUGCCGUCGCUGACGCUUUGCUGUUAGGAGACUCGAGGAAUAAGCGGAGGCCGGUGAGGCGGCGCUUUGAGUCUCCGGGGAUGUACUCAGAUGACGACGCCAACAGCGACGCCUCCAGCGCCUGCUCCGAGCGCUCGUACAGCUCGCGGAACGGGGGCAUGGCGCCACACUUCCUGCGUCAGACGGAGGACGUGGCAGAGGUCCUGAACCACUGCGCCAGCGCCAACUGGUCUGAGAGGAAGGAGGGGCUGCUGGGACUGCAGAACCUGCUGAAGAGUCAGAGGAUGCUCAGCCGCGUGGAGCUGAAGAGGCUCUGUGAGAUCUUCACCAGGAUGUUUGCAGACCCUCACAGCAAGAGAGUGUUCAGCAUGUUCCUGGAGACUCUGGUGGACUUCAUCACGCUGCACAGGGACGACCUGCAGGACUGGCUCUUCGUGCUGCUCACUCAGCUGCUGAAGAAGAUGGGGGCUGACCUGCUGGGCUCAGUCCAGGCCAAAGUCCAGAAGGCCCUGGACGUCACCAGAGAGUCGUUCCCGUAUGAGCAGCAGUUCAACAUCCUGAUGCGUUUCAUCGUGGAUCAGACGCAGACGCCCAACCUGAAGGUGAAGGUGGCCAUCCUGCGCUACAUCGAGGCGCUCGCCCGCCAGAUGGACCCGGCCGACUUCGUCAACUCCAGCGAGACGCGCCUCGCCGUGUCACGCAUCAUCACCUGGACCACCGAGCCCAAGAGCUCCGACGUCCGCAAGACCCUUCAUAACUGGGCAGGGGAGGAUUUCUCAGGCCGCCCCAGCACCGUGGCCUCUCUGCCUGGAGAGGGCAACCUGGAGGAGAGGUGCAAGCAGGCAGCCCAGGUGGUGCUCAUCGCACUGUUCGAGCUGAACACGCCGGAGUUCACCAUGCUGCUGGGCGCCCUGCCCAAAACCUUCCAGGACGGGACCACCAAGCUGCUGCACAACCACCUGAGGAACGCCAGCGCCAACAGCGGCAUCAGCAUGGCGUCUCCCAGUAACUCUGCAGGCCGGACGCCUCCUCGGCAGCCCAGCAGCCGCAGCAGCCCUCUGACAUCACCCACCAACUGCUCCCAUGGCGGCCUCUCUCCCAGUCGGCUGUGGGGUUGGAGCGCUGACGGGCUCUCCAAGUUCCCUCCUCCACCCUUCCCCUCCCCUCUCACUCCACCCACUGCCCACUCCUCCCUCAAGGCAGUGCGGCGAGCGUUCUCACCCAGCAUGCUGGAGUACGACAGUGAGAAUCUGAACUCGGAGGAGAUCUACAGCUCUCUCCGCGGCGUCACCGAGGCCAUCCAGAACUUCAGCUUCCGCAGCCAGGAGGACCUGAUGGAGCCGCUGAGGCGGGACGGCAAGAGGGACGGCAUGUCUGGAGUCGGAGCGUCCUCAGACUCCGACGUCGUUGGGGGAGGACGCACCGCCCUGGACAACAAGACGUCGCUGCUGAACACGCCGUCCCCGCGCUCCUUCGCCGGCCCGCGCUUCAGAGACUACAACCCGUACAACUACACGGACAGCAUCAGCACGCUGGAUAAAGCUGCCCUGAAGGAGGCGCUGUACGAGGACGCUGUGGAGCAGCUGCGAGACGGCGGGAGACAAGAGUGCGUCGAGAACAAGAUCGUGAGCCCCAAAAGCUUCCCAGCAGGACCCGCCGAGCAGCUGCAGCUGGUCGGCGAGCUGCUGAAGGAGCUCUCCCAGGGCCAAGGCGGGGAGCGGGGCCCCGAGGAGCGGCGGGGGACCCUGCUGGAGCUGCUGAAAGUGGCACGCGAGGACAGCCUGGUGGUGUGGGAGGAACACUUCAAGACCAUGCUGCUGCUGCUGCUGGAGACGCUCGGAGACAAAGACCACACGAUCCGGGCGCUGGCCCUGCGAGUCCUGAAGGAGAUCCUGAGGAACCAGCCGGCCCGCUUCAAGAACUACGCCGAGCUGACCAUCAUGAAGACGCUGGAGGCUCACAAAGACUCGCACAAGGAGGUGGUGCGUGCGGCAGAGGAGGCGGCCUCCACGCUGGCGGCCUCCAUCCACCCAGAGCAGUGCAUCAAGGUCCUGUGUCCCAUCGUGCAGACGGCCGACUACCCCAUCAACCUGGCCGCCAUCAAGAUGCAGACGAGGGCCAUCGAACGCAUCGCCAAGGAGCCGCUGCAUCAGCUGCUGUCUGACAUCAUCCCCGGGCUGCUGCAGGGCUACGACAACACGGAGAGCAGCGUGAGGAAGGCCAGCGUCUUCUGCCUCGUCGCCAUCUACUCUGUGAUUGGAGAGGAGCUGAAGCCGUACCUGGCUCAGCUGACCGGCAGCAAGAUGAAGCUGCUCAACCUGUACAUCAAGAGGGCUCAGACCUCCACCAGCAACAGCAGCAGCUCCUCCGACAUCUCCUCCUACUAACUCCGCCCACGCCCAGCCCUCCUCCUCAUCAACUUCAUCACCACGUUUCAUUCCAUCAGACGACACAAAAAGGAUCAUGAUUUAAUCUAGAUGUUCUGUGUAGGAGCAGGCGCCUCCUCCCAUCCAGUCUCCUCCUGCUGAGGAAGAUGAGGAGGUGCUUGUUUUUGGGAGGAAGGAGGCGGCUGAGACGUCCUCUGUCAGCGCUAGAGUCAUGAGCCUUAAGACUUUUAUCUUCCAUGGAUGGUAGGAACCUCUGUCUCCUCCUCUUCCUCCUCCUCCUCCUCGCUCCUGGGACCUGAGGUGAGUCUGCUCCUUCCUCUGAGCGCAGGAGCACCCUGUGGCUAUAUCAGUAUUUGUACUCCUCUUUAGUAUCCACGUGUUUAACGUCCACUUCAGACCUGACUGUGUAUUGAAUGUAAAGAGCUUUGAACCAUGUUCCUCCUUCCUGAACUACUGCCUCAUCCAACCUGGUGGAUCAACCUUAAAGGAACACGUGAGGACGUUUGAGCCACAGAGAGCGGCGCCAGCGUCUUUAAAGGGUCCAUCUGAACAUUAAUGUGUCACUGGUUUCUUAAAGUACAAGAGAAGAAGAACGAGUCUCCUUAAUAUAAAACAUUUUAGCUUUAAAAGAUCAAAAUGUGAAGUUGAUGUUAGUUUGCGUUGGAUGAUCAUUUGGCUGGCCAAUGAUGUGAAGCACUACAGUGAGUUGAUUUUGGGCCCAACGACCAGCACCAGGUUUUAUUUAAAGGACAAAUCAUUUUACAGGUGUUAGAGGGUUUCAUUUGCUCCGUGUGACGCCCAUCAGGUCAAUAACCAAUUACAAAUCUCAGUUUUUAAGCUUAAUUGUAACUCACAGGGCUGGACCAAGCAGAUUUAGCGCCCUGGGUGGGCUUCCGCUGGGGCCCCCGACCCUCCUGAAAAAAUAUAAAAAAAUGUUUCAUAUAUUACAAGGAAUAAAAAAUAAAGAGAAAAUCAACCGAAAUAACAAACAAAUAUAAUUAACAAGGAACAACAGCUGGAUGAUGAAACAUUUUUAUGUUGAAAUCAAAUAUAAUUUUUAACUCGCAGUGCCGGACCUAGCAAAUUCAGCGCCCUGGGCAAGCUUGUGGUGGGGCCCCGACCCCCCAACAUCCAGAAAAAAAAAUAAGACUUGUUAUAUACAUUACAAACUAACCAAAGAUAAAAUAACAAACAAAUGAAAUGAACAAAGGAACAACAGCUGAAUGAUGAAACAUUUUUAUAGUGACGUAAAGUAUGGUUUUAAUUGUAACUUGCAGGGCCGGACCAAUCAGAUUUAGCGCCCAGGGCAAGCUUUCAUUUGGGCCCCCAACAUCCAGAAAAAUCCCCAAAACCCAAAUAACAAACAAAUCUGAUAAAUAAACAAUUAAAAAAUGCAGUAAGUGCAAAUUUGGGACUGAACAAGUCUGAACAAACGUGUUUACGUCUGUUCAAUCCAUCAAAUUGGGAAAAAAACAGGGGCCAUUUUAAGUCAGCUGAUGUCAAAUGUUUUGACUCGACCAGCGGACUUCACUAAAAGCCUGACGUUGUAAAACCAGCCGCUGGCGAUUCGACCUAGCCUGGAAAUCCAGACUCAGAUCUAGAAAGAUUUUGAGUCUGGCCCUCACCGAUACACCCUUCCUACCCAAGGGGCGGCACUAAC